CUUUUCAGUCAGUUGUGUAGGAGAGUUAGCGAGGGAUCCUUUACAUAGAGUGGUCCCUUUUUUUAUGUUCAAAGUGUGACUACCUGUUGCUGUGUGCUUGUUUUCAGUGGGAUUUUGUUUUCCAGUUAACGUGAUUUUGUGCGUUUUCCAAACUCGAUAUCUGCUGCAAGGGAAGUUUUUCGAAAACUGAACCGAAAAGUGAUUGUUAUUUUUUUUCUUUUGAGGAAAAAGAAAGCUGAAGUGUUUUUGGAGACCAUGCCAUUUCUGUUCGCCUGAUUGUAACCGUGCCCCCCCCCUUUUUUUUUGGACUAAUAUCCCUUCUGUUUCGCAUCGAACAUGGACUGGAUUUACGCAAGCAUCCUCGUAAUAGCGUGUUUAUUUGAGGAGUCCUUGGUUAGCGGAACUCGCCGUGAGGAUGUGGCAGACGUUCGAGAGGGACAAGAUGUGACCCUGGAGUGCCGUUUCAACAACCCCAACCUCCUGUCUGCUGGCGGUCAGAUGUACUGGAUGAGACAGCGUAAUGGGGAGAAAGACAACGUGGCCAUUGGCAGUACACCCUUCGACAGGAGUUACACGGUGGACUUGGAUGAAAGUGAGGGUCGUUAUGAUCUGAGAAUCAGCCGAGCAACUUACGAACGUGACAACGGGAUGUUUGAAUGUCGGUUCAAGGAGGCUAACACGGGCUCGGACUUACACACCACCACAGUCAAUUUGACUGUCCUCAUACCCCCUGGGAGUCCUCGAAUCAGCCCUGAGCAGCCCACAGCCACAGAAAAACAAUCCAUUGACCUUGUCUGUGCUUCCCAGGGUGGGUCUCCAGAUCCUGAGAUCACAUGGUAUCGCUCUGAUAAUGAAGAGAAGUUGCGGAGUGUGUUAAAGCCUGGUGGAGGGCGAGAUUUCCCAACCUCAUCAGUCCUUACUAUAAUACCUGGCAAAGAUGAUGAUGGUGCCAAGUAUCGCUGUGUUGUUUGGAACAGGGCUCUUACGGAACAUGAGAAAAUGGAAGCCACAGUCACCCUUAGUGUCAAUUAUUACCCUCGCAUCACAAUUGGACCUGAGAAUCCUCUUCGUGUUGAACUGGAUCAACCAGCCACUUUAACUUGUAGUGUUGAUGCAAAGCCACCUGUGAGUAAUGUGCGAUGGACUAGAAGUGGACGGUUUCUUGAUACGCGUAAUGCUUAUGUCAUAGAUCGUAUUACUAUGGAAGAUGCAGGUCGCUAUGUCUGCCAAGCCGACAAUGGACUGGGCACAUUAAGAGAGGCGGAAGUUACACUUGAUGUAUUGUACGGACCAAAGGUUUCUGUUAUUUCUAUCAAGGAAGUUGAUGAGGAAGAUGAUGUCAUGAUUACCUGCAAUGUAACUGCAAACCCAGCACCAGUUACUGUUGAGUGGUACAAAGAGGGUGAUGAUAGCUUCUGCCAGACAGGUGACAUUUUACGCCUCAGUCAAAUAACUGCAGCAGAUCAGGGGAAUUAUAUAUGCCGUGCAGUUAACAUAUUAAAUCCAACAGACGGGGAAUCUAGUGACCGUAUUGGGAAUGAUACUGUUGCUAUUAAAGUCCAGCAUGCCCCUGGAAGAACGUACAUUACCCCUGCAGAGCCUAUUGCUGUCCAGGGUGAGCCUUUUGUACUUACUUGUGGGGCUGAUCCACCUGGGUGGCCAACUCCAUCAUAUCGUUGGUGGCGACGUGAUUCUGACGCUACUUUGAAAAUGGGUGGCAAUUAUACCAUUACAAGAGCAACUCUCAAUGAUGAAGGUACCUUUUUCUGUCAGCCAUCCAAUAGCCUUGGUAGAGGUAGUCCUGCAUCUGCUACUGUACGUGUAUAUCAACCUCCUCGCAUGUUAGAGAAACUUCAGGAGACUGCAAUUCUUCUUUUAAGCAAAUCAGAUUAUAGUUUGACGUGUCGUGCAGAGGGCAAGCCACAACCAUCUAUCCGAUGGCUCAAAGAUGGAAUAGAAUUGAGUCCAGGCGAUGGGCUUUAUGAUAUAAUAAUUCAACAGUCUUCCCUUGGUCAGAAUGAUGCAUACACUGUCCAGUCAACCCUUCACUUCAAAGGAACCCGACGAAUCAAUGACCAGCUCUUGGCAACUGAUCGUGGUACUUAUGAGUGUGUCUUCAAAAAUGAAGUUCGUGAAGUAUCAAGCGCACAGCUUCUUAGAAUAGAACAUUCUCCAGUUACUAUACACAAGCCAAAUAAAGUUGCAUAUGACUUAAAUGAAGAUGCAGAGCUUGAAUGUCGUAUGCAAGCUUAUCCAGAACCUACUUUCCAGUGGUUUCUGGGACCUAAUAUCAUUGAUCAAGAUGAAGUCCAUUAUAAUAAAAAUGAUACAGCCUUGCUUGAUGAUGUUUAUGCUUCUGUGUUGACAAUACGAGGGGUAACAGAAUCGGAUUAUGCAAGCUACACUUGUAAAGGCACAAACACCAUAGGAGAUCACAAAACAAUAAUAACUCUACAAAAGAAAAGCAUACCAGAAUCUCCUACAAAUUUGCGAGUUAUAAAUCGUGGUACAGAUUUUAUAGAAUUAGGAUGGGAUGAAAGCUUCAAUGGAGGAUUCCCUGAUACAAUAUUUUAUAUAGAGGCAAAAACCAGCUCAGGAAAAACCAUGAGUCACGAUUGUCAAACUGAUAACCCAUGUAUUUUUCAGCCUUUGCCACAGCAGACUUCAUUCAAAUUACAAGUCAAAGCAAGUAAUAUAAAGGGUGACAGUGACUUUUCAGAACCUCUGGAAGUCAUGACUUUAGUCAGUGUGGAUGCAAUUCCGGAGCCUCAAGAAGUCUUUUUUGAAAAGAGUACAAACACACUGGGUUUUAAGGUACUUCCCACUGAUCUCAUGUUGCAAGGGCAAGUGGAAAUAAGAAGAGAAGAAUCUGAGGAAUGGACUGUUAUGGAGCACUUCAUUCCAAUUAGUACAGAUAGUCACGGUCCUGGCAAGGUUGAACUUGGGAAUGAAUCUAUUGAAGAGGUUCGCAUAAGGUUCUGCUCCAUUUUUGCUGAAAAUACUUGUGGAAAUUUCCAAGAAGCUCUUAAAGUUGAUGAGCUGCCUGAUGUACCAUAUCAAGCAAUGGCAAUGGAGCACUUGGUGGCAAUCAUUGUAGGAUGUGUGACAUUUGUGGCAGUUGUAGCUCUGGUGUUUAUAUGCUGCUGCUGUCGCCGCCGCAACAACAAGUUGAAAAACAAGACUGCUGAUAUGGAAGUUUCUCAUCGGGGUGUUGUAACCCAGCAGGCACCACCACCACCUUACUACACUGUGGGCAUGGACAACAAAGGUUUAGACGGCUCUGUGGACACUGGUCUGGAUGAUCCUGCAAAAACUGCUAUCUACAGUUCACAACAGUACCAUAAUUACAACCAGAAUGGUCACAUAAACAAUGGUCAGAAUAAUAAUGGUAUGGGAUACAUGGAUAACAGCUACUCCAAUUCCAACAAUGGUGGAUCAGUAAAUUCACAGGAUUCUCUCUGGCAAGUAAAAGGGCAUGGGGAUCCUCAAAUGGCAGGACAGAUGUCUCCUCACAUGAGCCAAGACCCUCGAGCUCACCAGUACGAUCCAAUGGUUCACGGAGGUUAUGGCAUAACUGGUUAUGAUGACUAUUCUCAUUAUCCGCCUGUCAGCCAUCAAGGGCAGGGAGUGGAAGACUAUCCUGGUUCUCGUGGGAACUAUAUGGCUAAUGGGGAUCCUUAUGCUGCUGUUAAUAAACCCAGAAAGCGUGCAGAACAUAUGGAUGGCAGUUAUGAUGUGAGUGGAAUGCCAGAUCCCUAUAUGGACCAUUAUGACCAAGGAGCUCCUGAAAUGCACCCUGAUAAUAAACCUCAGAUUAGUUUUGAUGAAUCCUUGGAAUCUGGCUACUCUACUCCUAAUUCUCGUAACAGAAGAAUUAUCAGGGAGAUUAUAGUCUGAGCAGCAGUUGAUUAUGGAAUGAGAAAUGAAAGGUGAAUGCAUAAGGUCAUUGGUUAGGUAUGAAAAGCUGUAGCUGGAAGGUUGUGGAUGAAUAUGAUCGUGUGCCAUUUGCGAUCGAGGUCGUCAUCUCUCUGGAGCUGCUGGAACAAUUGUUUUUGGAAAGUUUUUCCUAAUCAACUGAUGCUGCAUGCUCAUUCUUUCAACUAAGUAUCCCAUACCCAAUCGCCAUGGCCUAAAAAUUAAUUUUACAUGCCAUCUUUGUAAAUAGAUGAAAAGUUGUCUUGUGCUAUUGUGUUAAUUAGAACAUAGAAUGCUGCCUCUUAAGGCGAGGUUUUCUCAACACGUGAGAGGAAGGAAAUCAGCACAAAAGAUGGUUGCAUUGCUUAAGUCCCAGGCCGGGGCAGUUGUAGUCUCCCACUCGCCAUAACCAGCCUUUGGUAUUGGUUGCUAAAAGACAGAGAUGCCCUGCCCCAUGCUCACUUCUAGUCUGAGUUGCCGUGGAUGUUGAAGCAGCAGUCAUUGCUUGUAAAAUGUGUAAAUGUACUAUUGAACAUGUAACUGUCUCAGUACAUGCUUGUUUAUAGUUCUUAUUUUGUAGGUUAAUGCUGUGACUGGGUAUUAAUGCCAAUCCCCUGCUAGCUCAUUCUCACACACACACAAUUUGCCUAGUUAACAUUGACAUUGUUUGAGCAAUAUCUCUUUCGGCAUUGUACAGAGCACAAAAUGAAGCAUGCGAUGUUAAGCUCAAGCCUGGUCACAAAGUGGUGCAUGUCUUUGCAAGUUUUUAUGCUGCUCAUGAACUUUUUUUAUUAAAGUGAGAAAGAUGGAAGAUUAUUUGUUGAUACUGUGAUACAAACUGUCUAUAGUGAAGUCUUUGACAGAAUUUAGGGAUUGAGGAAGAAAUUGAAAUGCGAGUAGUUUUACAUUGUAUAGAAUUAAACAGAUUAAGUGGUUAUGAUUGAUUCACAGAACAAAAUAGUACUAUAAAUUUCUAGACCAGCGUUCCCUUGAAUGUGGCCAAAGUUUUAGAGUAGCAUAUUUCUGUCGUAACAGGCUUUGUGAUCUCAGUGCAAAUGAGGCCAGGACCUCAUUUUUGUACUUCAAAUAAAUAUAUAGUUGUAUUUAUAUAUUGUAUCAAGUUUUCUUUUUGUGAAAUGUUUUAAAAGUGAUAACAAAUAGUGCAAUUAUUUUUCAAUAUUUCUGUAGUUGACUCAUAGUUUUUAACCCAACAUAGUUAUGACACUUUUCUUUAAUUGUAGAAAUAUUCAUAUGUGAUUUUUAUUUUAUUUUUUUAUUUUUAUUUUUUUUUUGUAAAUCAUGUUGAAACCAUCUUAGGAAUUUGCCUUUACCAAGAAUACAUUUAGAAGUGUCCUAAAUAGUGUUGAGUAUAUCUUAAACCCCAAUGCCAAUCCCAUCGAUUAGCUGAUCUUAUUUUUUCUGUGUUUCUCUCAUUUUUGAGAGCAACAGUUACUUAACUGCUUGCAUUAAUGAAACACAGGUAAUUUAUUUGUAAUUAUAGAAUGUUGUUUAUCUUUAGGCCGUGUACUAACACAAGUUGACAUGAAAAUUAUUUUGGACAAAGCAAAAGUUAACCAAACCAAUGCCAUAUUAAAUGAAUUUGAGAUUGUGCACAUCACUACAUUCCUAUACUUACCUGUGCAAUAUUCUCUGUGCAGUAGCUAAAACUUAUGUUGUUAAGGUUAUAUAGAACCCUAAAAAUAAUUUCAACAUAAGCUUAGAAUUAUGUUUUAGUAAAUCUGUCUCUAAGGUUUGCUUUUAUACCAUGAUAAUGUUAUAUAUAAAUUAUAUAUUUGAUGCUCAUUGACAUUUAUAUUUUUGUAAAUAAUGUAAAUGUAUAUGUACCUGUACAUGAAAAUUUAGGAUUAUUUUAUGGUUAUGUAGUGAAAAGGACUUUUGUAUUCUCAUGAUUCAAAUAAAAAAUAACUUAC
Molecule: messenger RNA, 5846 nt
Organism: Macrobrachium nipponense
Lineage: Eukaryota; Metazoa; Arthropoda; Malacostraca; Decapoda; Palaemonidae
Gene: ed
Product: hemicentin-1-like
Exons: 10
Coding region: 337-3897 (1186 amino acids)
Biological process (GO): cell-cell adhesion
Cellular component (GO): cell-cell junction; plasma membrane
Molecular function (GO): cell adhesion molecule binding
Source: RefSeq, a predicted model, not a curated record